GAUGCACCGACACACACACACUGACAGGAGCUAACUGCUAACUGCUAACAGACAGACACACACACACUGACAGGAGCUAACUGCUAACUGCUAACAGACAGACACACACAGAGAGAGAAAGACAGGUGGAGGGAGUCUGAUGCUGGUAACACACACACACGCACAUUUAGAUGGCUGCAGUGAAGCUAGCUGGUUAGCAUUCUGAGGAUAGAAAGCUAACCUACUGACAAACACACUGAAACACACAUUUAUAGAGCAACACACAAACACACACACAUUUAUAGAGACACACACACAUAUUUAUUGGGAGGCACACACACUCAGCGAUGAAGAUUCGCAGGCUGACUAUUGGCCGAUGUAGUCAUAGCUAAGGUUGACGGACAGGUGUUGGGCGUGGAGCCUGCAGGUGGGGGUGAUGUCAAAGAGAGGUGUGGGGGGGCGAGGGAAGGGGGAGCGGCCUGACGCCAUGGCAACUCUCCAAAUGGCCAAUGAGGAGCUGAGGGCCAAACUGAUGGACAUCCAGAUAGAACUCCAGCACGAGAAGAACAAGGUGAGCCGUCUGGAGCGGGAGAAGAGCCAGGAGCUGAAGGCGGAGCAUCAUCGAUCCUCAUUGGCUCUGACGGAGCUGAAGACCAAACUGCACGAGGAGAGGACGAGGGAGCUGUCAAUCACCCGGGAGACGUUACUACGGCAACACGAGAUGGAGCUAAUGAGGGUCAUCAAGAUCAAAGACGCAGAAAUACAACGACUCAACGGGCUGGUUCUGACUCUGAGGGACGGGACUACAGACAAGGUGAGGCCCCCCCUCCUGGAGGCGGAGGAGUCCAGGAGGAUCUGGGACUCGGAGCGAUGUCGCCUUCAUCAGGAGAUCCAGGACCUGAGGGGAGCUAAGAGGAGCGCAGAGGAAGCUCUGAGCUCGGCUCAACAGGCGGGACAGACCAGAGCAGCAGAGCUCAGAUCAGCUCAUCACCAACACCAGGAGGAGCUGAACCGAACCAAGAGGGAGUGUGAGAGAGAGAUCAGGAGACUGAUGGAUGAGAUAAAGCUGAAGGACCGAGCGGUCAGUGUUCUGGACAAAGCUCUGGGUCUGCAGGCGGGUCACGCCCACCGCCUGCAGCUGCAGACGCAGGCAGCUGAGCAGCAGAUCGCAGCACUGAGAGACGCUCAGAGGGGGGGGGCCAGCCCCAACACUAACCCCGACCUUAACACCUGUCCUCACCUUUCUCAGGAGGAACGGGACACUAGAAGGUUUCAGUUAAAAAUCGCUGAGCUCAGCGCCGUGGUGAGGAAGCUGGAGGAUCGGAACGCUCUGCUGUCGGAGGAACGCAACGAACUGCUGAAGCGGCUACGGGAGACGGAGAGUCAGUUCCUGCCUCUGCUGGAUAAGAACCGGCGUCUGAGCAGGAAGAACGAGGAGAUGGCACUAUCGCUGCGUCGCCUCGACAACAAGCUGCGCUUUGUCACGCAGGAAAACAUGGAGAUGGUAGCUAUGCGGAGACCGAAUUCUUUGAAUGACCUGGACCGCAGCCGCUCCAGUUACCAUGGUUACAGCCAGGACGAGAGGGAGAUGGAGUUUCUACGGUUACAAGUUCUGGAGCAACAACACGUCAUCGACGACCUGUCAAAGGCUCUGGAGACAGCGGGUUAUGUGAAGAAUGUUAUCGAGAGAGACAUGUUGCUGAGGUACAGACGCCAGGAUUCAGUCAGGAGGAAACGGACCUUCAGAGCCUGCAGGGUCAUAGAGACGUUCUACGGCUACGAUGAAGAAGCUUCUGUGGACUCUGAUGGAUCGUCUUUGUCGUUUCACACCGACAGAACUCCAGAUACAGAGCCAGAGGAGGUGUGUGUGCGCGAGGAGGCAGAGUUCCGUUUCCGUCAGCUGACUCAGGAGUACCAAGCUCUGCAGAGAGCUUACGCUCUGCUGGCAGAAACCAGCGGGGGAACCUACGAUCCUGAGAAGGAGAUCCGGAACAGAGAACAGCUGCUGAGUGAAAUCAGUCGAUAUCAAACCAGAGUCGCCGAUCUGGAGUCAGCACUGAAGCAACAAGGACUGGAUGUGCAGUGGGUGGAGGAGAAGCAGGCGUUGUAUCAUAGGAACCAGCAGCUGGUGGAGAAGGUGAGGCAGAUGGAAGCUGAAGAGAUGCAGCUGGAGAACGAGAUCCAGGACAUCAGAGACCAGAACGAACUGCUGGAGUUCAGGAUCCUGGAGCUGGAGGAGAGGGAGCGACGCUCACCUGCCAUUAACUUCCAUCAACUCCAUUUCCCAGAAGGCCUCAGUCCUCUUCAGAUCUACUGCGAGGCAGAGGGCGUCCCGGACAUUGUGAUCAGUGAGUUGAUGAAGAAGCUGGACAUCCUGGGAGAUAACGCCACUCUGUCCAACGAGGAGCAGGUGGUGGUGAUCCAGGCCCGGACGGUGCUCACUCUAGCAGAGAAGUGGCUGGAGUCCAUCGAGGUGACGAAGGCGUCUCUGCAGCAGAAGAUGUUGGACAUUGAGACGGAGAAGGAUCUGUUCAGUAAACAGAAGGGUUACCUGGACGAAGAGCUGGACUACAGGAAGCAGUCCAUGGACCAGGCCCACAAGGUCGGUUUCCUGAUGAGGAGGAUCCUGGAGCUGGAGGCCAUGCUGUUCGAGGCUCUGCAUCGGGAGGAGGCCUUCAUGAUGGAGGGGUUAAAGAUGGAGGGGUUAAAGAUGGAGGGGGGUCAUCUCUCUGAGACUCUGACGGACGAGCAGAGGGACGGCCUUCAAAGAGCCAUGGACCAAUGGAAACGCUCCGUAAUGUGUGAGCUGAGAGAGAGGGACGCCCAGAUCCUCCGGGAGAGGAUGGAGCUGCUGACACUCACACAGCAGAGGAUCAAGGAUCUGGAGGAGUUUAUAGAAGCACAGAAGCGACAGAUCAAAGAGCUUGAAGAGAAGUUCCUCUUCCUCUUCCUCUUCUUCUCCCUGGCCUUCAUCCUCUGGUCCUAACGGCAGCUGAGUCCAGCAGGGCUCAGUCUGCUUCAGAUGGACCUCACAGGGUUUCAGGAGAUCCAGCACCUCACCGCCCACUGCCGUGCACCUGCUGCUGUCCACCAAUCACAGCAGAGCCUGGCUGUCAGCUGACUCUGGUCCCGCCUCAGAGACCAGGCCAGGAAGGGACGGUCCUACCUCAGACAACAGGCCAGGAAGGGACGGUCCCGCCUCAGAGACCAGGACAGGAAGGGACGGACCCGCCUCAGAGACCAGGACAGGAAGGGACGUCCCGCCUCAGAGACCAGGACAGGAAGGGACGGUCCCGCCUCAGAGACCAGGACAGGAAGGGACCAACGCGCCUCAGGAGGUCUCAGGUGGCCGGUUCAACAACAGUUGGACCAAUGUGGUGCUGGACUCAAAUAAAAAUGCUGUUACAGGUACAGGUACAGGUACUGUUAGGGGUUAUGGACAGACUGUCCCAGCUGUUGGACUUAAGUGUUUAGGUGGACAUUGGGGUCUUUUCUCAACUCUAACACUAAACCAUAUAAGAAUGCCAAGAACUAGUGUGACGUGAGACGUCUCUGAGAGACUGAAGAGGAGACGUCUCUGAGAGACUGAAGAGGAGACGUCUCUGAGAGACUGAAGAGGAGACGUCUCUGAGAGACUGAAGAGGAGACGAGACUGAAGAGGAGACGUCUCUGAGAGACUGAAGAGGAGACGUCUCUGAGAGACUGAAGAGGAGACGUCUCUGAGAGACUGAAGAGGAGACGUCUCUGAGAAACUGAAGAGGAGACGUCUCUGAGAAACUGGACCAUGUUCAGUUUCCUUACCCUUGUGUUCAGAUUGAAUCCAGAUCAUACAGACUGAGAUCUGUAUUGAAACGACUCUUUAAGAGAAAAGUAUUGAAUAGAUUCCAGAAAAGGUUCAAACGUGCACUUUGUAUUUGAAUGUUUUUCUUUAAAGAGUGAAAACUCUCCGGUGGUCUGUUGAAUCAUAUUUCUUUACUUUUUAUUAUACAUGUACAUUAUUGUUAUCUUUGCUGAUUAUGUAUUUAUUUAUUCAUCAUUAAAC
Trematomus bernacchii (emerald rockcod) is the source of this 4021-nucleotide messenger RNA. RefSeq names its product Janus kinase and microtubule interacting protein 3 (gene jakmip3). The transcript is spliced from 24 exons. The coding region runs from base 416 to 2965 and encodes 849 amino acids. Gene Ontology annotation, molecular function: microtubule binding; kinase binding. Lineage: Eukaryota; Metazoa; Chordata; Actinopteri; Perciformes; Nototheniidae. The record is from RefSeq and is a predicted model, not a curated record.